UCUCCCCGCCCCUCGCCGUCCCCGGGCCCGGCCCUGCCCAACGCGAGCGGCCCCGUCGGCGGUCCUGGGGCUGCUGCUAUGGAGCUGCCGGCUGUCAGCCUCAAGGCUAUCAUUCUGGUACAUUGGCUGCUCACGGUUUGGGGAUGCAUGAAUUACAUGUUGCCACUCUCCUAUGCCUGGGGAAAUUUCAGUGUCCUUGCAGUGGGGAUCUGGGCCAUUGUGCAACGAGAUUCCCUUGAUGCCAUAAUGAUGUUCCUGACUGGCCUGCUGCUCACAGUCCUCACAGACAUCAUUCACAUCUCUAUCUUCUACCCUUCACACGACUUCCUCAGUGAUGCGAAGCGUUUCAGUAUAGGCAUGGCCAUCUUCAGCCUCCUCCUCAAACCUGUGUCCUGCUAUUUGGUGUAUCGAAUGUAUCAGGAGCGUGGAGGAGAGUACACCUUUAACAUAGGUGUCACCAGUGCAGGCCAGGACCGCAGCACCUACGAGCCCAUCGAUCAGCCAGACGUGCCUCCACAGUGGCCUUCCUCAAACAAGGCAGCCCAGCCGCCGUACUGAGGCACCCUGCAGCCCAGGACCAACACUGCCCUCACCCAGCUGAGCCUUCCAUUCUUCCUAUGGAGCAGCACCUGCUACUGGGCAAACAGAAGAUCUGAUAUUUCUUUUGCUUCCCUAAAGGUUAGGUAGAUGGGUUCUGCAGUAAAUCCAGAAGAUCCUGGAGGUGUCAUGUUAAGCACUAUGACUCACUGUAAUCCCAGUACUUUCCUUUCCUCCUUCCCUCUAAACCCCACCUCUGUACAUGUGACUGAAUGCGCCUUCUGCACUCUUCUAAGUGUUUCAUUGUGCUUCCUCUUCAUUGUAAGAGAACCACUCAAAGUACUCCUGCACAAGCAAUCUUUAAAAGGCUUAUGGACUGCCCUAAAACAAUACAGUGUAGCCUGAUUUUAUCCAGAUAUAUUUCCAGGAAAUAUAUGGUGUUGCGAUAACAAGUGAUGCAGAUUCCCCAGGCAGGUGCAAAGGAGAGCCGCUUUAUUGCAAAAACCCGGCCUUUUUAAGCACUUAGCCGGUUAUCUGUUUACAUAGCUUUAAAGCACAACAAACAUAACUCAACCAACCACCACGAUGUGAGCACACGAUGGUCACGCAGUGUGUUUUUCUACCCUUAAUUCCGCUGUGUCUCUUUCCCACAGUCCUUUUCUACUUAGCCGAAGUAACAGACCUGAACCAUGAUUUUACAAAGGCAGCAAGGCCUUCAUGCAACAAUCUGGGAGUUCCCAAGAGUUGUUUUUGAUGGCAUUAUUUAACUUCUUGUGCUCCCAGGAUCUGGUAUUAGGUUUUAUUAACUGAUGCUUUUAUGCAAGUUGAAUGUCCUUCAGGAUACUUAAAAUGACUGUUGAAUGUAGAUUAUAGAUCCUUUGUGCCUUGAAAUACCCUUUUGCCUUCAGCUGCCUGUCUUAACAGAACUUAACAGAAAAAUGUUACAUUUUUCUAAGAAAACUAUAAAAUGAGCACAGUUUUUCUGUGUUAGAAAAAGUUA
This is a messenger RNA of Corvus hawaiiensis (hawaiian crow), 1537 nucleotides long. RefSeq names its product angiotensin II receptor associated protein (gene AGTRAP). The transcript is spliced from 5 exons. Bases 79 to 558 code for a protein of 159 amino acids. Lineage: Eukaryota; Metazoa; Chordata; Aves; Passeriformes; Corvidae. Gene Ontology annotation, biological process: regulation of blood pressure; angiotensin-activated signaling pathway. Gene Ontology annotation, cellular component: plasma membrane. The record is from RefSeq and is a predicted model, not a curated record.